AUGCGUGAUCCUCCAGCAGCUGCGCCAGCUCAGCAUGGGCUUCAAACCCCCAAAAAGAGACCUCGCAGACUCCGGUCCGACUCCCCAUCACAGGAACCGCCCGAGAAGAAACCUCUCCUUGAACAGGAGUGGUAUCAUAUGACGGAGGAGUUGACUACCAUGUCAGAUUCACUAUCUUUCACUGCCGUCUUGGACUAUUUAAAUGCCUGCGAGAGCCCUGCUUUGACAGAUCAAAUUGACGACUGGCUCGAAGAAACACAUCCCUCUGAUAUCCCAUACUCAAACUCGGACAUCAUCAUCCAGAACUCCCGACAAAUACCUCGAACAAGUUACGCACAAUCAGCACCUCCAAGUAUGCCUCGCCGUAAGGUACCAGCUAAGAAGGUCCGGUUUAGCCGCCGGGUUUCUAUCGCCAGAACUACCAGUGCUGCGAGUUCAUGUGGCCAACGGAAUGGAACUUUGACAGAGCCUUCAAUCACAGGAACUUUAUCUCCAGGGGGUACAUCUCCCAGAACCACUGGCUCACUUGUCGAGAACCCACAGUACGAGUCUUUAAACCUGGCAGCGAACAACAUUUUCCACCGCGACCGUCGCGAACAACUUCCAGAACACAUUUCUCAGCUUGUUCAAAAGAUUUCAACUGAUAGAGAAGUACUAGAUAUAUCGGUCCAAGACAUUGAUGCUGAUGACGCCCUUGCCGACCUAGAGCGAGGUGCUGGCGAGCCAGGCGUGGAACAGUAUAUACAAAACACGCUCGUCACCUUGCCACCUCGAAACGACAUACUAAAGAGAAGCGACAAGAUCCCCAUGUCAAGGAGGACCAUUCCUAAUACCGGAACUGCGUAUCGAGUAAGCGGUCCAGUUCCGGACAUUCUGCUUGGCUACAAUUUCGCAGUCGCAUUUAAUCCUGUCCAACGAAUGAAGCUCGCUUCGAUGAAUUUAGAUUCAGCAAACAGGGACGGUCUCUGUCUACCAUUUCUUAUCAUUGAGCUCAAAGGCGAUGGCCCCUCUAGCAACGGUAGUCUCUAG
Messenger RNA from Fusarium poae, 1029 nucleotides. RefSeq lists its product as uncharacterized. The coding region runs from base 1 to 1029 and encodes 342 amino acids. Lineage: Eukaryota; Fungi; Ascomycota; Sordariomycetes; Hypocreales; Nectriaceae. The transcript has 2 exons. The record is from RefSeq and is a predicted model, not a curated record.